Messenger RNA from Megalops cyprinoides (Indo-Pacific tarpon), 2218 nucleotides. It is a transcript of the gene tgfb5, whose product is annotated as transforming growth factor, beta 5. Lineage: Eukaryota; Metazoa; Chordata; Actinopteri; Elopiformes; Megalopidae. The record is from RefSeq and is a predicted model, not a curated record. The transcript has 7 exons. Gene Ontology annotation, biological process: regulation of cell population proliferation; transforming growth factor beta receptor signaling pathway; BMP signaling pathway. Gene Ontology annotation, cellular component: extracellular region. Gene Ontology annotation, molecular function: type II transforming growth factor beta receptor binding; type III transforming growth factor beta receptor binding; growth factor activity. Bases 923 to 2203 code for a protein of 426 amino acids.
GGCUUUUCUUUCAUCUUUAUGUUGUGUCACAUAUUGUAAUCACUUGCUUUAUAAAUAUUGAUAGCAUAUUAUAAAAUAUUACCUUACACAAACUGUUAAUUUUACAUGCUUGACGAUCAAAUAUUACGUAACUUCACCAGCAUUGUGGAGUCUGAAAGAACGGUAACUCGGCGUAACUUCUGUUAUUAAAAUGAUGCUUGCAGAGUUCUAGAUUGAUAAACAUGUUUCGGAAAAAAUAGGCUAAUGACGCAUUUUGUAUUGGUGCUGAGAACCAUUCACACAAACCAUCAUAAGUGACAGUAAAAUAAGUCCAUGAAGCGAAUAGUCUUUACACACUCAACUUGAACGCAAAGGAUAUAGUCUAGUACCUCGGAACCAUAGUCUACUUCUUUCCGUAACAGUAGCCUAUGUAAUGGCUUUUAUAUGCCAUAUGCAAACUACAUCUUUGAAUGGAAAUAAUAUCGCGCAUUAUUCUAUUUGAUGGGCAUAAAAGCCAUUUCUUAAUGUAAAUAAAUGAUGAGAAAACAUAUUUGAAUGACUAAAUUUAGAACACCUAAGUAUUGCGACGCCACACGUUUUACAUAAGUUAAAACAGAGGUUUCAAAGAGAUGUUUGAGAAGUAAUCACAAUAGUGUAAUCACAUUGGUAGCGAAGUGAAAUAAUUGAAGCUUGGUGGUCCUGUCCCCUUGUUAUUAGCUAUUAUUUAAGUAAACUUUAAUGACUCCACAUUUACUAAAAGCCCAGAUUUACACCUCCAGGGAAACUCGGAGACUGUUCGAGUGAGCCAUAUAAUCGUUGCGGAGGGGCGGACAAGCUAGUAAUUUUUUUCUCGUAUUACAAACAGCUGCAUAGGAAACCAUUUGAGCGUGACCGUUCUGCGUAGUCACGCUCAGUUAUAAUUAGAAAGAUUAAUAACAGCUAAAUGAUGAAAAUGCCAGCCUCAAAACCUCGAGCUGUGUGGUUCCCUCACUUGGCGGUGCUCCUGCUAGAGCUGGCUGGCUCUGCGCGAGGUUUCUCUACGUGCCAGUCCUUCGACUUGGACGACUACAAGUCUAAACGAAUAGAAGCCGUGCGGGGACAGAUCCUCAGCAAGCUUCGAAUUCGGGGGACACCCGAACCUUACGUGACACCGCCACCCGAAGAUGUGCCCCUCGAGGUCAUGUUGCUCUAUAAUAGCACCCGGGAAAUGCUGAAAGAGCGCGCGCAACAGGCCGAAUCCGCCUGCGAGCGUGAGAGUAGCGAAGAGGAUUACUAUGCCAGGGAGGUGCAGCGUGUUGACAUGGAGCCACCCCGGAUUGAUACGAAUGUGAUCAGCAGUGGACCCCCCAGCCCAUAUUUUCGGGUGCUGGGGUUCGAUGUCAGUCACAUGGAGAGGAACAAUAGUACACUUGUUAAGGCAGAGCUGAGGAUCUACCGUGUCCCUAACCCUCGCGCACGUGCAGUAGAGCAGAGGGUGGAGAUCUCCCAGGUGUUGAAAGCCCGGGAUGUGACCACACCCUCUCAGCGCUACAUCGACUCCCGCACUGUGCGCCCCCGCGCCAAGGGGGCAUGGCUGUCAGUUGACGUCACUGACACCAUAAAGGACUGGUUGUCGCACAGAGACAGGAACCUGGGCCUGAAGCUGAGUGUCCACUGUCCUUGCUGCACCUUUGUCCCCUCCACCAACAACAUAGUCCCCAACAAGAGCGAGGAGCUGGAGGCUCGUUUUGCAGGUAUUGACGAUGAUUUAAUCAAGCAGUUCAAGAAGCUGGGGGCCACCAAAGGCCAGAUUGAAUUCAGCACCAAGACACCCCACCUUAUUCUUACUCUACUGCCUAGUGACAGGCUAGAGAACCCGGCCAAGAAGAACCGCAAGAAGAGGGCUGCAGCCGACACCCCCACAUGCUCCCGUAAUGCAGAUCAGGGCUGCUGUUUGCGUUCCCUCUACAUUGACUUCCGCCGUGACCUGAACUGGAAGUGGAUUCACGAGCCCAAGGGCUAUAAAGCCAAUUUCUGUGCUGGAAACUGCCCAUAUCUGUGGAGUGCAGACAAUCACUACAACAUGAUCCUGCCCCUCUACAACAAGCUGAACCCUGAGGCUUCAGCUUCCCCCUGCUGCGUGCCUCAGGACCUGGAGCCCCUCACCAUUGUGUACUACAUGGGACGGACGCCACGUGUAGAGCAACUUUCUAAUAUGGUGGUCAAGAGCUGCAAAUGCCGCUGAUGUCUGGCAGGAGGA